AUGGAGGAACCGCGGGAAGUGAAGAGUGGACCAACGAAACACUCAUCCGACACAGGGCAGACCGAGGGCGAAUCAAUACAACGGCCAACCGUUGGUAGGAUGGUAGUAAUCUGUCGCAUUUGUCUUUCCACCCGUCCGCGGAUGAUAUCCAUUCACAGUCCGGUUCCAGAGUACGAUCAGAAGACACUGUACGCCAUGCUACUAUCCGUCUGUCUACCACUGAACCAACGCGAAACGGUACAGGGCUUUCCGGAGCAAAUUUGCCGUAACUGCCAAUGGAAGCUGCUAACGGCGUACGAUCUGUACGAAACAACCCUGGCUAGUGAUGAACAGCUGAGAGCUCAGCAACAAUCGGGAACAGUCGCAAAGGUACCAAAGAUUCCGCCAACCAGCGAGGUGAUAAAACCGGAAAGUGUAGUACCGAUGGCACCGAACGUGGGUAACGAUGGUGUUAUCCGUGUGAAGGAAGAAACUCCCGACGAUGGGUACGAGGAACAGUACGGAACGGGUAGUAGAACCGAAGAUGAUAGUAGCAUGACUUUCGAUCCAUGCGGUGAGAUCAAGACCAUUAGUGUACACCCGGAUGUGUCCAUGCUAAUUCAGCGCACCGAACAGGGAGAGGGGGAAGAGGAAGAUCCCGGCUUGUUAGAAGAAACGAAACCUCCGAUUCCGGACCCGCUGGAGAGCUUCAUUGCGGAGCAUUACCAGGUUGACGAGGCCAGUGGUAAUCAUGUGUGCGGGUUGUGCAAACAAGAAUUUCCGUACAAGAGUCAGUGCCGGAUGCAUAUUGUGCAAAAGCAUAAUCCGGCCAAACCGUUCAAGUGUGACAUCUGUUUCUGCACGCUCACCAGUCAUCUUCGGCUGGUGAGACACAAGAUUGUCGCGCAUGGUGCAGGUCAGAUCAAACGCGAAGACGUUAUAGAAGCGCAUAACGAUAGUACUGGCGAGAUGACGUACACCUGUCCGAUUUGCCGAAAGGUGUUUAAUUCGUCCGUACGGUUCAAGCGCCACAAAAAUGUGCACGUCGUGCACAAUCGGCCAUUCAAGUGUGAGGUGUGUUUGUACCGGUUCGCCACCAAACCGCAGCUGACGCAGCACGCCAAGGUACAUGAAACGAAACAACAGUCCGGUCUGUCGCCCGGCAGCUCCGAGGUAGGUGAGUUCCCUUGCGACCGUUGUGAGGAAAUAUUCACGGGCAAGCGUGCACUCACGAUGCACCUGAAGAAGGCACACCAGGUGUACCGUGUUGCAGGUGGCGCACGACCAGAUGAACGCGAACGAAGCGAGUACGUGUGUAUCAUCUGCAAGGCAACGUUCGCGCGCGAAACGGUGCUGAAUACGCACAUGAAGAUGCACGAGCUGUUGGCGGCUGAAAAGGAAAAGGAACGGCGACUCGAUCUUGAGCGCAUGGUAAAGCAGGAACUGCAGCAACAGAUACAGCUAAAUAUGCCUCCCCUACCGCCACUAUCGCCAGAAGUGGUUGACCGAUCGGCUUGUGUGCUGGAACCGUUCGCGCUUGGAUUGGUGCCGGUAGCUAAGCCAGGUACAGGUACAGGCACAAACAAUAAUAACAAUACCAGUAUCAACAAUAAUAGUCCACCGACAGUUGGUGGAUCCGGUGGACCAAGUGGUUUAAUGCAGGGCGGUAAACGAAAGGUACCGAUACCACCGCCGACGUCUAGUGAUAUGGCGUACGUGUGUCCAGUCUGUGACAUGGAGUUUGACGAACGCGAUGUGUUGAAGAAACAUCAGAAAGAGCAGCACGCAAGGCUACAGGUUGGCAUCGUGUCGUCGAAGCUUGGUGAACCUACCAGUCCAAACACUGGCUGCAAUCCACAGGCAAAAAUGAUGCCACGAUUUUCCGAUAUGCCGGGAUUGAAAAUGAGGCUAAUGGAUAGUUCUGUACGGCCGAGUAAAAAGCGACUGCUAGCCGAUACGACCGCACUGAACUAUAUUGACGAUGGAGAACCAUUGGAUCAUGAUGAGUCGCUGGACAACGAUGGUCAUAUCACUGCCGGCCUGUUACCCAUCGAUGACAUUCCCUCCAGUACUGAUCGACGGUCCGCAUCUGGUGCCACUGCGACAACCCCUGGCGAAGAACCAUCUCAGUUCCAAUGCGAACUGUGCCAUAAAAAGUUCCCAUACAAUUGUUACUUAACCAUGCAUAUGCGAAAGAACCACGACAAAUCGAAACCGUUCGGCUGUAAAGUGUGCCAUUAUCGUUUCGGGUAUCGGGGAACGCUGCUGCGCCAUCAGCUUAUCCACUCUUCGCAACGUGUCCAACCCGGUAGCCACGGUUCGAUCAUCUUUAAAUGUCGCAUCUGUUCAGCCAAGUUUCUGGAGCUGAAGCAAUUAAAUGUACAUUUGAAAACGCAUCGGAAAGUGGCCGAUGUGCACGAUACAAACCGGCAGGUGCAAUUGAUUCAGUGCGAUGAAUGUCCCCAAAUUUUUAGCGAACCGGCUCAGCUGACCAAACACAUGCUGAAGGAGCAUCAGAAACACGACAGCAGUGAUGAUGAUUUAUACGAUACGGUACAGCAUGCAGGAGUGCUGGUUAAUCCAGCUUCCUCGUCUUUACGAGCCGAUAGCAGUUAUACCGGUGCGUCCACCCUAAACGAUCUCAAACUAAACCCCGAACAGUCAAAAGACGAUGGGACAACCAUUGAAGAAGAAUACCUGGACGAUGAUAUAUCGAUGAUCAAGAUAGAGCCAGUUUACGAUUGA
Molecule: messenger RNA, 2724 nt
Organism: Anopheles marshallii
Lineage: Eukaryota; Metazoa; Arthropoda; Insecta; Diptera; Culicidae
Product: zinc finger protein 271-like
Exons: 2
Coding region: 1-2724 (907 amino acids)
Biological process (GO): regulation of transcription by RNA polymerase II
Cellular component (GO): chromosome; nucleus
Molecular function (GO): zinc ion binding; chromatin insulator sequence binding
Source: RefSeq, a predicted model, not a curated record